UUCUUUUUCUCUUUUUUUCGUAAUUUUCACAAUUUUUAGUUAGAUGAGAAGAAAGUAUUGAUGGCUUCUGCAGCUCGUAUUACAGAAAAACCAAUUGCUCAUCAAAAUCAGCAGCAGCAGCAGCGGCAACAACCGAUCUUGAAAUGUCCGAGAUGCGAUUCUUCCAACACCAAGUUUUGCUACUACAACAACUACAGUUUAUCACAGCCAAGGCACUUUUGCAAGGCCUGCAAGAGGUAUUGGACAAGGGGUGGCACCUUGAGAAAUGUUCCGGUGGGUGGUGGCUGUAGGAAGAAUAAGAGAACCAAGAGAAUAUUGACCACCACUAUUACUACUAGUCAUGCUGCCACCACCUCAGUAACAGUUGGUCAUCAUCCUAACCCUACUUCUAACCCUAAUCUUGAUCAUAUCGCUUCUUCCACACACCCAGAUAACAACUUCAACCCCUUGUUUGGGUUAUCAGAACAGAACUCCAAAUACCCAACAUUCGAUACUAGGGUUUCCCAUAUAACUGAUACUGAUGUUACCAAGUAUAAUCGUCUUCACCCUCAUAUGAGUGCUUUCGGGUUAGGGUUUUCAUCACCUGAUCCUGGGGCAACUGUAGUGGCUAAUCAUGCUCACGAUUCAAUAUCACUUGUUUCAAGCUACUCCUCCAUGAUCGGUGGUGGUGCCACUUCUACCUGCACUACUAAUCCUAUGAUGGCUUCAUUUUUAGCUUCCAGCCUUCAGCACCAACCAAGAUUUCUAGGGUUUGCACCCUACGGAGAUGGGGGUGGUUCAGCAGUGAAUGAUGCUCAAAUGGCAGGAACCAAAAGCAGGAUGGACUGGAAUAAUCAUUUUGAUGGUCAAAAUCAUAAUGAUCAAAUCAAAGCCGUAGAAUCAUCUGAUCCAACUUUUUUGUGGAACACAAGUACUGGUGGUGAUGGUGGAGAGUGGUUUGAUCCUACAAGCAAUAUAUGUUCCUCGGUUCCUUCCUUGAUCUAGCCAAAAAAACCAAUUUUUAUUGUGUUUCCUUCCACUGGUUUUUUCUACUUAAUUGGCCUUCCUUCUUUUAUUUGCUUCUCCGGAAUAACUUGGUCAGUUUACUUUGUGGAAAAAAGCACUGAUGGGAGGAGAUUGGAUCGGAGCAGUCAUGUCAUCUGGCAAAAGAGAUUUCAGCCUUCCAAUUUUUUUAGUGAUCAAGGUUGGAAAAGCAUUACUGAUUUUGCGCUUAGAGGAACCUCGGAUCCUCUCAUCUUUUCGGCCCAAGUGUUCUCAUCAACCAACUCAAUCUACCAUUGAGAAACUGGGUGCAACAUCCAUGAUCUGGUGAGUUUGUUCUUUCAUUUUCUUUUGUAUAAAAGUAAUUCUGCUCUAUAUCCUUAAUUAUAAAUUGUGUUUGGGGUGCACGGUAGGGUUUACAGAAAGCAUAAGUUUCAGACAUCAUUUCAAGGCUUUUCGGUUUGGGUAUAUUGGUAUAGAAAAGAGGGAUAUAUGUUCAUUUUGUGGGGAGUUUGAAUUCAGAUAUCUUAAUUGUUCCUAUUGGGUAUAUGUUGGAUGUUAUAAUUUAUAAUCAUUUUAUUGAU
Cynara cardunculus var. scolymus (artichoke) is the source of this 1565-nucleotide messenger RNA. Its product is annotated as dof zinc finger protein DOF1.4. Gene Ontology annotation, molecular function: DNA binding; DNA-binding transcription factor activity. Gene Ontology annotation, biological process: regulation of DNA-templated transcription. The transcript has a single exon. NCBI's taxonomy places the organism in Eukaryota, Viridiplantae, Streptophyta, Magnoliopsida, Asterales, Asteraceae. The record is from RefSeq and is a predicted model, not a curated record. The coding region runs from base 61 to 984 and encodes 307 amino acids.